UGCUUCGCGUAGUGCAACUUCCUUUUCCCUUUCAAUUCUAGGUUCUUGUUGUCGCUGCUUCUCUCCAUUGCGGCGAUUGCUGGUUAAAAAAUGGUUCAGAGAUUAACUUAUAGGAGGAGGCUCUCCUACAACACAAAGAGCAACAGGAGAAGGAUUGUGAGAACACCUGGUGGACGGUUAGUAUAUCAGUAUUUGAAGAAACCCAAGAAGAUCCCCAGAUGUGGACAGUGCAAGGACAAGCUGAGGGGAAUCCAGCCUGCGAGGCCCAUGGAACGCUCCAGGAUGUGCAGGCGCAAGAAGACAGUGAAGCGUUCAUACGGUGGAGUCCUGUGCCACAAGUGUGUGUCAAGGAGAG
Molecule: messenger RNA, 355 nt
Organism: Homalodisca vitripennis (glassy-winged sharpshooter)
Lineage: Eukaryota; Metazoa; Arthropoda; Insecta; Hemiptera; Cicadellidae
Product: 60S ribosomal protein L34-like
Exons: 3
Biological process (GO): translation
Cellular component (GO): ribosome
Molecular function (GO): structural constituent of ribosome
Source: RefSeq, a predicted model, not a curated record